UCCGGAAGGUUUUGCUCUUUUCGAAUGUGUCCCCAACAUUGGCCACAGAAGUUUUUUUUACUACGUCGGGCGUGUUUACUUCGUACCCAACUAGAUUCUACUCAACACAAAAUUUAUUUUUGACAGAUUGUUUCAACUUUUAAGUAACUAGUUUUGAUUCAGUGUGUACACGCUGCAUUUGUGUGACAUCUGUCAAAUGAAUGAAUAAUCCUGUGAUAAAUAAUACAGUAUCAUCAAUAUUAAUAUUUAUUAGUUUUGUCCUGGUCUCGGGACUUAAUAACCCUUUCUCAUUGCAUCAAAUUUUCCGCAAUCAGAUCAAAUCGGAAACGAAAAGAAUAAGUAAGAAGCAGUACCGGUGACUAGUGAUUUUUUCCUUGGUUCCUCAGUAGCAAAUGAAUCUCGCUGAAUUCAGUGUUAUUAAAUAAAUCACAGCUACUCCACACAAAAUCGACAACAAUUUAGCAAAUUCGGAUGGCGGAAUCCGCUUGCCUGACCUGUAACAAAACAACCGAUCCGGGCUCAUCGGAACCGAUAGGCACUAACGAAAACAUCCAACGGGCUUUGUCGAAGCACUUCUGGUUCACUGAAGAUGAAAGUCACCAUAGGGUCCUGUGCCAACUGUGCUGGGAAAAGAUUUACGACUUCCAUAGAUUCUACUGCGAAGUCGAGCAGAUGCACUGCCAGCCGGAAAGCCAAAUUGCCAUUCAGUUUCUAUCGGUUAAACAAGAACCCUUUCAGCCAGAGGAGGCAGCCGAACCAUUGUCAGAAAACUCACCCGAACCGUCAGUGAAGAAAGAAGCCGUUGAUAAAGAUGACGAAGACGAGGAUUAUGAUGAUGAUAAUGACGUCCUGUCUGCUUACGAUGACAACGAAGAAAGCGCCAAUUUCAAUGAAGCAUCGGAAAAGGGUGAAAGCUCGGAAGAUACAAACAAAACUCCCAAGGGAAGAAAAAAGCGCAUCCGGCCGAGGAAGCGUCCUCCCCAGCCCGUCAGCGAACAGUUCAUCGCUGAUCAUAUCAAUUUGGAGUGCGACACGUGCUCGUCAAAAUUCGCAACGUUUACGGACCUGCAAAAGCAUUCAACGGCACAGCACGAGAAACUUGCGUACGUGUUCUGCUGCGAUUUCAAGUUCUGCCGAAAGCCUCGACUCAUCGAUCAUAUGUUGUAUCAUCUGAACCCGAACCAGUUCCAGUGUGAUAAAUGCUCUAGACAUUUCCUGAACAGAGAAUCGUUGAAACGUCACACAGCCUCGGUGCAUGUUUCGGAACCGGAAACGGUCUUCAAAUGCAGUUACUGUACGAAAAUAUUUAAACGGGCGAAGGUUCUGCAGGUCCACGAAAAAUACCACCGGAAGUUGAGCGAGAAAAAAUGGCACUGUGCUGAAUGUGAUAAGUAUUUCGCCUAUGAAUCGCUGCUGCAAAAUCACAACCAAAGGAAGCAUCUGACGGGGACGGAUCAGGAGUUCAUGUACGUGUGUCACGUCUGUGCGAAGGGAUUCCAGACGAUGGCAUCGUACACGUUGCACGUAGAAUCGCACAAUGAGAAUUUUAAGCGGGUCAAGCAACCGUCGGAGGUGGAACGGGUUCAGUGUACGGAGUGUGGAAUCUGGCUCUACCGGAAGGGACUGCGGAAUCACAUGAUGCGCCACACGGGAAGCUGCACGUGCGAACAUUGCGGACAGGAGUGUAAGAGCUUGAAGUCUUUGCAGUAUCAUCGUGCUCAGCACCAGAAGGCGGACAUAGUUUGCUCCGUUUGUGGGAAGGUGUUCAAGCAGCAGAUCAGUUUGAAGGAACAUAUGACGUCCCACACGGGAGAAGUGCUGUAUCGGUGUGAUUUCUGCGAGAAGACUUUCAAUUCAAAAGCAAACAGAGCUGCCCAUAGAAAAAAGAUGCAUCCAAAGGAGUGGCUCGAGGAAAAGUUACGGAAAAAUCCUAAUUUGGAGGCGGAACAGGGACCACUGCUGCGACAGUUACUUCCAAACUUUUCGAAUGGUGAAGAACUGUUUAUUCCUCAAAUGAAUGCACCAAUUUGUCUUACUUGCACUAAAACCCUCGAACAGGAUUCGCCGGUGAUCGUUUGCGACCACGAAGAUGUAAAGACCGCUUUGUUCAAACAUUUUUGGUUUCGUGAAGAAAUCAUCGAAUCAACCGUCCUGUGUCGUACCUGCUGGUCAAAGAUCGACGAUUUUCAUCGAUUCUACUGCGAUAUUAAACGGGUACAUCUGUCACUGAAGAUCGUUCCGAUACCGUUGGAUGUAGAGGAAGAGAAAUACGACUCGCAGAGCGAGGAUGACAACACAAAUGAAACAGGACAAAGAUCGAAGUACGCUAGUGACCACUCAGAAACCGUCGUUUUGAAAGAGAAUCAAAUCCGAACUACUCGACAGAAGCCUAAGAAAACGAACAACCGGGUGGGUCGACCGGUAAAAAGUUGGCAAAAGAGCAUCAAAGACGAAGAGUUUAUCGGCGGGAACAUCAAUCUGGAGUGUGACACCUGUUCCGUAAAAUACAACACGUUCCAGGAACUGCAGAAACACUCCCUGGCGCAGCACAAAAAGCGAGCGUAUGUGUUCUGUUGCGAUCGGAAAUUUACCCGAAAACCAAGACUGAUCGAUCACAUUCAGUUCCAUCUGAAUCCGGCCCAGUUCCGGUGUGUCGUUUGCUCAAGACAGUUCCAGCACAGUGAAGCAUUGAAAGCUCACACGGACAAGAUGCACAACGAAAGCGAACAGAAGACAUUGCAGUGCAGUGUUUGUCCGAAAACGUUCUCACAGCGGAAGUUUUUGAAUAUCCACGAAAAGUAUCACCGGAAAAUGAAUGAAAAACGGUGGCACUGUGACAGCUGUGAUCGAUACUUUGCGUACGAAUCGAUGCUGCGGCAGCAUAUUCGGGUGAUACAUUUGAAAGAGUGCAAAUAUGUGUGCUAUGUUUGUGCGAAGGAGUUUCAGGUGUUGUCCUCCUACACGGCGCAUCUGGCAUCACACGAUGAAGAUGGUGGGCGGGAGAGACCUCCGGAGGAACGGGUGCCGUGCUCGAAGUGUGACAGUUUGGUUCUGAGGAAAAGUUUACGGAGACACCUGCUACGGCACACGGGAAGUCAAAAGUGCGAAAGUUGCGGUCACGAGUGCAAAAGUGUCAUGGCUUUACGGUAUCACAAGGCUCAACAUCGAAAGGGCGAUCUUUCCUGUUCGCUUUGUGGGAAGGCUUUCAAGCGGCAGAUUACGCUGAAGGAACACAUGGCAUCCCAUACAGGAGAGGUGCUGUACAACUGUGAUUUUUGCGAGAAGACUUUCAACUCACAUGCCAACCGAGCAGCGCACAGGAAGAAAAUGCAUCCUCGGGAGUGGCUCGAGGAUAAGAUGAGGAAAAAGCCCAACCUGCAGUCGAAGAACGGUGAAUAA
Molecule: messenger RNA, 3399 nt
Organism: Topomyia yanbarensis
Lineage: Eukaryota; Metazoa; Arthropoda; Insecta; Diptera; Culicidae
Product: zinc finger protein 271-like
Exons: 9
Coding region: 472-3399 (975 amino acids)
Biological process (GO): regulation of transcription by RNA polymerase II
Cellular component (GO): nucleus
Molecular function (GO): RNA polymerase II transcription regulatory region sequence-specific DNA binding; zinc ion binding; DNA-binding transcription factor activity, RNA polymerase II-specific
Source: RefSeq, a predicted model, not a curated record